AUGAUUUACGUUGGGUUUCUCCAUCACUGGGCUCCAAUAGUUUUUGGUAUUCUCUCCUACGUUUGCAACGCGAUUUUUGUUUUCAUUGUUUUGAAGAAAACGAAAUCAUCCUUUGGCGCCUACAAGUAUAUGCUUAUGAGUUUUGGAAUCUUUGAUAUCAUGUACUCUACAGUGGAUAUGUUUGUGGCUAUGGGAUCUCAUAGUGAAGGAAAUACAUUUUGCCUCUUUGUCUCUCAUGGACCAUUUGCUGAGGUAAAUUACAAGAAAGCCCUCAUUUUCUCACUCAAGGCUAUUCAGGAUGUUAAUCUGGGGUUUGCUGCGCUAUGUGUUCGUUGUAUGUUCUUUUCGUUGAGUUACGGUGUUCUCGAAGUCCAUUUCAUCUAUCGUUACAUUGCUCUUUGCAAGCCAAAAUGGAUUUCAAUAUUCAGUGAUCCAAAAUGGAUUUUUGGCUUAUUUCUCGGAGAUCUAGGCCAAGGAAUCGUUUGGUUCUGUUCUGUGUUCUUCUGUAUGUGGUCAGAUGAUGAGAUGAGAUCGUACCUGGAAGUUCCAUUCCGUCGAGACUACAAUGCUGAUGUUUACAAAGUGCCAGUUCUUGGAAGUACGUAUUGGGGUGCCUCCACCAAGCUUAUUGUUCGUACAUCCUCUGGAAUCGUUAUCAUCUCAAUCAUCUCUUGCUGGACAAUCUAUUUCUGCAUCUGGACGGGUUAUACGACAAGCCAUCUUCAGAUUCACAAAACUCUGAAUACUGUUGACAUGAGUAAGAAUACCAAGAAGAUGCAUCGUAAUCUUCUGAAGGCAUUAGCAAUUCAAACUUUCAUUCCCUUUGCUGUCAGUUAUGUUCCGUGUGUUUUUGCCUGGACCGUUCCAUUGAUCCAUGUAGAUUCGAAAAGUUUGAACAAUUACACUGCUGUAAUUGCAGUUGCUGCAUUUCCAUUUAUCGAUCCCUUGGCGAUUAUGAUGCUUCUUCCAGACUACCGUAACGCCUUUUUCAGAAUCUUCCUUCCAUUCAUUUUCAAUCCAACUCGUACCUAUCCUGGUACAACGGCUAGUGAAAUUUCAGGAAGAACAACAAAUACUUAA
Molecule: messenger RNA, 1080 nt
Organism: Caenorhabditis briggsae
Lineage: Eukaryota; Metazoa; Nematoda; Chromadorea; Rhabditida; Rhabditidae
Exons: 3
Coding region: 1-1080 (359 amino acids)
Source: RefSeq, a predicted model, not a curated record